AUGGCCUCGGCGGGCGGCGAGGCCGUCAGCGGGGCCCAGCUCGUGGCCGAGGCCCUCAAGGCUCAGAAUAUUGAAUACAUGUUUGGCAUUGUUGGCAUUCCCAUCACUGAAAUUGCAAUUGCAGCCCAGGCCRUUGGAAUAAAAUACAUAGGAAUGAGAAAUGAACAAGCUGCCUGUUAUGCAGCCUCUGCUGUUGGAUAUUUGACGGGCAGACCAGGAGUAUGUCUUGUGGUGUCCGGUCCAGGUUUUUUACACGCCCUUGGUGGGAUGGCAAAUGCAAACCUGAACUGCUGGCCUUUGCUUGUUAUUGGAGGCUCUUCUGACAGGAAUCAGGAAACCAUGGGAGCUUUCCAAGAAUUCCCACAGGUUGAAGCUGGUAGGCUGUACAACAAAUUAACUGUCCGUCCAAGCAGCCUAGAAGUUAUUCCUGCUGUUAUUGAAAAGGCCGUGAGGACCAGCAUAUAUGGUCGUCCAGGUUCCUGCUACAUUGACAUACCUGGGGAUUUUGUAAAUCUUCAGGUGAAUAAGAGCUCUGUCAAGUACGUGGGAUGCUGCCUGCCUCCUCCCCUCAGCAUGGCCGAGCAGUCCGCAGUGUCCGAAGCAGCGUCUGUCCUUGCUCAGGCUGAGCAGCCUCUCUUGGUCAUCGGCAAAGGUGCUGCUUAUUCACGUGCUGAGAACAACAUCCGAAAGCUGGUGGACCUUUGUGGGCUGCCUUUCUUGCCCACACCUAUGGGGAAAGGAGUGGUGCCUGAUAACCAUCCCAACUGCGUGGCUGCAGCAAGAUCCACGGCAUUACAGCAUGCUGAUGUAAUCAUAUUACUUGGUGCCAGGUUGAACUGGAUUUUGCACUUUGGCCUUCCACCAAGGUUUCGGCAAGACGUAAAAGUUAUUCAGAUUGAUAUUUGUGCAGAAGAACUGGGGAAUAAUGUGAGGCCAGCUGCAAGUUUAUUAGGUGACAUAAACACCGUGACUAAGCAGCUUUUAGAAGAAUUCAGCAAAAGACGAUGGAAGUAUCCAUCCAGUUCACAGUGGUGGAAGAAGCUAAGAGAGAAAAUAAUGAGCAAUGAAGAAAAGUCAAAGGAAUUAGAACUACAGAACUCACUGCCUAUGAACUAUUACACGGUCUUCCGCCACAUCAGGGAUCUGAUACCCAGGGACUGCAUUUUGGUGAGCGAGGGGGCAAACACCAUGGACAUCGGCCGCACCGCGCUCCCCAACCACCAGCCCCGGCAAAGACUUGAUGCAGGUACAUUUGGUACGAUGGGAGUCGGACUGGGUUUUGCUAUAGCUGCUGCAGUGGUGGCUAAAGACAGAACACCUGAAAAACGAGUGGUCUGCAUAGAGGGUGACAGUGCUUUUGGAUUUUCUGGCAUGGAAUUGGAAACUAUUUGCAGAUACAAUUUACCAAUCCUGAUUAUUGUAGUGAACAACAAUGGGAUUUACACUGGUUUGGAUGCAGAUACCUGGAGUGAGAUGUUAAAGUCUGGAGAUCCUGCUACAUGCGCUCCCCCUGUUUCUCUGCUGCCAAACUCGCACUACGAGCGAGUGAUGUCCGCCUUUGGAGGGCRAGGGCACUUCGUCACGACGCCGGAGGAGCUGCGGAGCGCGCUGAGGGCCAGCGUGGCGGACAGGCGCGCGCCUGCCCUUAUAAACGUCAUGAUCGAUCCGCGCUCCCAGAGGAAGAAGCAGGAAUUUCCCUGGCUGACUCGUUCUAACCUGUAAUGGAAGAUGGAGAGUGGUGCUGCAAAGCGCGAUGCAUUAAGCAAAACUAAAGCCAUUCCCAGGAGUGGAACUGGUACAGAUGUCUUUCUAUAAACAGUGAAACAAAUUAGGAUCUUAAUCUCAGCAUUUAAAGAUUAUUCUAAUAUCAGCAGUCGUAAAAAGAACGAGGUGCUUUUGAAUGUAUACCAGRCUUUCUAGCAGAGUGCACAGGGAAGUGGAUUCUUGAACCUUUUAAAGUAAGAUCCAUAGGAGGGGUAAGAAGUACAAAAAGCUACAACCCUUAUAAUGAAUUCAGUUCACAAAGGGGUGAAAGCCUGUGGAGCAGGCAGCGCUUCUGUGGUCUGUGGGGGUUCUCUGGAAGAAAUUCAGAGUGAAAACACACAUUGAAUCUUGUCACAGAUUUUACUGGUUUCAUUCUUUUUAACAAUGAAUGAAUUAUUUUUAAUAAGAUGCAGUGAUUAGACACAAAACACUCUAGUGAUAUAAAAUGACCAUAAAAGAUGAUGUUGGUGCUGACCAAAGGGGAGAUCAUU
Molecule: messenger RNA, 2255 nt
Organism: Nothoprocta perdicaria
Lineage: Eukaryota; Metazoa; Chordata; Aves; Tinamiformes; Tinamidae
Gene: HACL1
Product: 2-hydroxyacyl-CoA lyase 1
Exons: 17
Coding region: 1-1722 (573 amino acids)
Biological process (GO): fatty acid alpha-oxidation
Cellular component (GO): peroxisome
Molecular function (GO): magnesium ion binding; catalytic activity; thiamine pyrophosphate binding
Source: RefSeq, a predicted model, not a curated record